Eurypyga helias (sunbittern) is the source of this 742-nucleotide messenger RNA. It is a transcript of the gene HNMT, whose product is annotated as histamine N-methyltransferase. Lineage: Eukaryota; Metazoa; Chordata; Aves; Eurypygiformes; Eurypygidae. The transcript is spliced from 5 exons. Gene Ontology annotation, molecular function: N-methyltransferase activity. The annotation marks the transcript as partial. The record is from RefSeq and is a predicted model, not a curated record.
CAUUGGAAAUGGGAAGCCUACAAUCAAUAUUCUCAGUGUUGGCGGUGGAGCAGGUGAGAUUGACCUCCUGAUCCUCUCAAAAGUACAAGCCAGAUAUCCAGGGGUCACCAUCAACAACGAUGUGAUAGAGCCGAGUCCUGACCAAAUCUUCAAGUACAAAGAGCGCGUGGCUGAGACAUCAAACCUGGAGAACGUAAAGUUUACCUGGCAUGAGGAGACAGCUUAUGAAUAUGAAAGUCGAAUGAAUGCAGAAAAGAAGUCUAAAAAAUGGGACUUUAUUCACAUGAUCCAGAUGCUGUAUUAUGUGAAAGACGUCCCAGGAACUAUCCGGUAUUUCCACAGCCUCCUGGAAGCCCAGGCGAAGCUCCUCAUUAUCCUGGUGUCAGGAACCAGUGGCUGGGGAAGACUGUGGAAGAAGUACAGUUCUUCCUUCCCUUUAGAUGAUCUCUCCUCUUACGUUUCCUCUGCUGACAUCAAAAGGAUACUGGAUUCAGCUGGGCUGAAGUACCAGCUCCACGAGCUCCCAUCCUACAUGGACAUAACGAGCUGCUUUAUUGAAGGGAACACGGAUGGGGAGCUGUUGCUGGAUUUCCUGACAGAAACUUAUGAGUUUUCUAAAACUGCUCCUCCAGAAUUAAAGCGUCAGGUAAUGGAAGAGUUAAGGAAGCCUGAAUGCAGUGAAGAAAGAGAUGGGAAGGUGCUUUUUAAUAACAGCCUGAGUGUAAUUGUGAUUGAGCCAUGA